Messenger RNA from Phlebotomus papatasi, 2372 nucleotides. It is a transcript of the gene Cyp4s3, whose product is annotated as probable cytochrome P450 4s3. Lineage: Eukaryota; Metazoa; Arthropoda; Insecta; Diptera; Psychodidae. The record is from RefSeq and is a predicted model, not a curated record. Gene Ontology annotation, molecular function: heme binding; oxidoreductase activity, acting on paired donors, with incorporation or reduction of molecular oxygen; monooxygenase activity. The transcript has 4 exons. Bases 172 to 1647 code for a protein of 491 amino acids.
UUUGAGAUUGCUAGUUUCAAUUGCCACGGAAAGGUAGAAGCACACAUCUUCCCCCCUGAAGUGCCUCGAGUGGCCAAAGUCCAACUGGUACAAGAGGUCACUCUCUAUACCACUUCAGAUCAAGUCUGCAGUCUUUAUUGCGCGCUCGUGAAGUGCAAAUCGUGAGACAAAAUGAUAGCACUUGGAAUAUUUUUAGUGGUUUUAGCCAUAUACUUACUGAAGAUUGAUUUCUUCCAAAGAUGCUUGAGAUUCCGGAAGAUCAUUGAUUUCUCCUACAAACUACCAGGUCCACCGAUCACCGAAUUGACCAGAAAAGCCCACAAAGAAAAGGUUCUACCGUGGCUAUUAGAGUGUCGCCAGAAGUAUGGAUCGAGAUUUCUUAUUUGGUUUGGGAAAGACCUCAUAUUCUUCCUCACACAUCCUGAGGACAUUAAAUUUGUCCUAUCAAGCCAAGAGAUCAUCACCAAAUCAGGCAACUACAAGGUUAUAAAGCCUUGGUUGGGUGAGGGACUCCUCACCAGUACAGGCACCAAAUGGCAGAAGAAUCGUAAACUUCUAACGCCAGCCUUUCACUUCAAUAUCCUCAAACAAUUCCAGACGGUUAUGGAUGAUUGCUCAGAAAUUCUAAUAAAAAAGUUCAGUGCUGUAGCUAAUGAGGAACCCGUGGAUAUUUAUCCCUACAUCACCCUCUAUGCCCUGGAUGUUAUAUGCGAGACAGCAAUGGGGAUUAAGAAGAAUGCACAAGAAAAUAGCGAGUCAGAAUAUGUGAGGGCGGUGAAAAAAAUUUGCGAAAUUACUCACCGGAGGUCAUUUUCCAUGAUAUUGCGUAUUCCAUUCUUCUGGAAUUUGUCUUCGUACCGGAAGGUGCAGGACGAUACGCUGAAGAUCCUUCAUGAUGAGACCAGAAGAGUAAUUCAAUUGAGACGAAAAGCACUUGAAAAUCUCAAUAUUAAUACCUCAGAGAUACUCAAUGAAGCUAGUUCGAUGCUGGGAAUGAAGAAGAGAUUAGCAUUUUUGGACAUGUUGCUGAUAGCUCAGAGGGAAGGCAAGGAUUUAACUGAUGAACAUAUUCGUGAGGAGGUGGAUACUUUUAUGUUUGAAGGACACGACACGACAAGCAGUGCCAUUGCUUUCACCAUUUAUCUCCUGUCACAUCAUCCGGAAGAGCAGGAGAUUGCUUAUCAAGAGGUCAGGGACUACGAAGGACGUGAAUUAGAGACAAUGAAGUACCUGGAAGCUGUUAUUAAGGAAUCCUUGAGGCUCUACCCAUCCGUUCCUUUCUAUUCUCGAAUGAUUACUCAAGAAAAGAUCACAAUGGGCGAUUUGGAAAUUCCUUCCGGAGUUACACUCUCAGUCCAACCCUACAUCCUCCACCGUGAUCCUGAAAUCUUCCCCAAACCCGAUGUCUUCAAUCCUGAACGCUUUUUGAACGCUGAGAACAUGCAUCCAUACGCUUAUGUCCCUUUCAGCGCUGGUCCCAGAAACUGCAUCGGACAGAAGUUUGCAAUGCUGGAAAUGAAGAAGACUUUGGCAAAAGUACUGCAUCAUUUUGAAUUUCUGCCUGCGGACGAAAAGCCCAUCCUCCUGGCUGAACUCAUCCUCAAGAGUAACAAUGGGGUCAGAGUGCGACUAAAGAAGAGGAAUUAAGGUAACUUUUUUUCUUAUCUUUUUCUUUCAAGUUUAUAUUGAAUAGAAGUUUUUUUUUCACUGUUACAUCAAUUGAAAGAUUCAACGUUAAUCAUUCCUCUUAAUCCUACAUUGAUAGUCUCUUUCCCUUUCUCCCACACUGCCCAAAUUCCCAUUUCUUAAAGCAUCAUCAAUGUCUUUUUUUUUUACACAUUUAACUAUUUCUUUUUUUUUUUAUAAAAUUCAAAAGGAAUUUAACAACAUUUACCAUUUUCUCUUCUCAACGCACAAAAUCACUUGAGAUCCUCAAUAUUUCGCGUUCCAUUUCUCUUUUUUUUUUCAUUGUUUAUAUCCUAUUACAAAAAUACAUUUAUAUAUUGUUAUUCAUUCUAUUCAGAAACAUGCAAUAUUGCCCAGUAAAUUGUUCUCCUGUUUCUCAUCCAUUAUAUAGGGUACUCUUGUUCUAAGGCAAAGAAGAAACAACAGAGGAAACAUAUACUAGCUUUUAUCAUGGAUUAAUGACUUAAAAAAUGUUUUGUUGUAGCAUCACAAAGCAAAGUAUUAUGAUAUGUUUUUUAAAUAUAAAAUAUUUGCACACUAACUUUUUUUAUCAUUAAAUUCUAACACCAUGAUUCAGGAAAAAUGAUUAGAUAUGGAUUCGCCAUCUAAAUGAUGUUUUUUUCUUGUUUUUAGCUAUUCUAAUGUAUACACGUAUUUGAAUAAAGCGGAAUUUAUUGCUGAAUAUU